AUGGCUCCCAGAACCGAUUUCCCCCCGGUCAGAGCCUGUCUCUUCGACAUGGACGGCCUGCUACUCAACACGGAGGACAUCUACACCAUCUGCGUGAACGAGGUGCUAUCCCGUUACGGCAGGCCGGGGAUGCCGUGGUCAGUCAAGGCCAAGCUGCAGGGCCGUCCGGGCCCGGAGGCCACCAGGAUCUUCAUCGACUGGGCCAAGCUGCCCAUCUCGGUGGAAGAGUACACGCGGCAGGUGUCGGAGACGCAGAGGGAGCUGUUCCCGGGCGCGCAGCCGCUUCCAGGCGUGCCGGAACUGCUGGCCAACCUGGCUGCCGCGACGGCCGGGGGGCGCAAGGUUCACGUCGCGCUGGCCACCAGCUCCCACGCAGGCAACUUCAAGCUCAAGACCGACCACCUCACAGAGCUGUUCGACGUAUUCCCCCCACACCGCCGCGUCCUGGGCGAUGACGCACGUCUGCGGCCGGGGAGGGGGAAACCGCUGCCCGACAUCUUCCUCCUCGCCCUCGACACCAUCAACCAGUCUCUCGACCUCGACGGGGAGGAGAAGGAUCCCAUCAAGCCCGAGGAGUGUCUGGUGUUUGAGGACUCGGUCCCCGGCGUCGAGGCCGGCAGGAGAGCCGGAAUGCGCGUCGUCUGGUGCCCCCACCCAGGACUCAAGGCGCAGUACGACGGGAGGGAGGCCCAGGUCCUGGCCGGUGCUACGGGGGAGGCGGGCGAGGUCGAUAUGCACCAGGUCGGUGUCGAGGGCGACGGCUGGGCUGACUACCUUGCUACUCUGGAAGGGUUCCCGUAUGAGAAGUACGGCAUUGUCCUUGGCUCUACAUAG
Geosmithia morbida is the source of this 834-nucleotide messenger RNA. RefSeq lists its product as uncharacterized. Gene Ontology annotation, molecular function: phosphatase activity. The record is from RefSeq and is a predicted model, not a curated record. NCBI's taxonomy places the organism in Eukaryota, Fungi, Ascomycota, Sordariomycetes, Hypocreales, Bionectriaceae. The coding region runs from base 1 to 834 and encodes 277 amino acids. The transcript is spliced from 2 exons.